UUAUCAGAUCCUAGGAUGAAGGAGUUGACUUUUUUGGUUCUUUGCUUAUGUGAGACAUCAUCAUCUUAUUAUAAAUCACAGGUGGUAGUAAAUUUGAACAUGAUUUUGUUGCUGAGGGAAGAUAACUCUUUGUGAUAUUUAAUUUUGUAUAUCCUUUUUUCUUUCUAUGUGUGGAUGUACCUAACUUUUGAGGAAAAAUCUGUCCUGAUCUAAGCUGUUUACUUCCACCCAGGUUAUCUGGUCAACAAAGGAAAAAUCAAAGAUGCAGAUUGCUAAAGUACUGUCCAAAUCUGAAGCAUCACGUCGCCUCCUAAGCUUGAUGAUCAUUUCAUUCCUUCUAUGCACGACGUAUCUUCUUGCAUCAUUCUUGAUCCUCCCAAGGACGAAGGUAAUACAUUUUUCCGGUUCCUUACAAGGCUGGUCAUCACCAACCACCCUUCAACACGUCGUCUUUGGUAUUGCCUCGAGUGAGAAGUCCUGGCCGAGCAGGAAGGAGUAUGUUAGAAUCUGGUGGAUGCCCGAGGAGAUGAGGGGUUGUGUUUUCCUGGAACGCAUGCCCCCAAACGGAACUCUUGACCAGGCUGAUAACGGUUCUCUUCCUCCUAUAUGUGUAUCGGAGGACACAUCAAGGUUCCGUUACACAUACAGGAAUGGCGGCCUCCCGUCAGCCAUACGCGUGGCACGUGUGGUGUCGGAGACUGUUGCCCUCAACCACCCCGAUGUGAGGUGGUUUGUGUUUGGGGACGAUGACACGCUCUUCUUCCCUGAGAAUCUUGUCAAAACCCUUUCCAAGUAUGAUGAUGGCCUGUGGUAUUACAUUGGAACAAACUCUGAGAGUUUUGCUCAGAACAAGCAAUUUUCGUAUGAAAUGGCCUUUGGAGGAGCUGGUUUUGCUAUCAGCUAUCCUCUGGCCAAAGUUUUGGCUUCUGUGCUCGACUCGUGUUUGGCUCGAUACCCUCAUCUUUUUGGAAGUGACGGCAGGAUUCAAGCCUGCCUUGCUGAGCUUGGCAUCAGUCUCACUCAUGAGCCAGGAUUCCAUCAGAUGGAUAUCCGUGGGAGUAUGCUCGGAUUCUUGACCUCUCACCCGCUCAGGCCUAUUGUUUCUCUCCAUCACUGGGACGCCACGGAUUCGAUUUUCCCCAAAAUGGAACCAAAAGAUGCUAUGCAACACUUGUUUCAAGCCGUGAACAUCGAUUCCCAGAGGGUCAUGCAGCAGACAGUGUGCUACGAUCGUUGGUUUUCUUGGACAAUCUCUGUUUCUUGGGGCUAUGCAGUCCAAAUCUUUCCGCACCACCUCUCCUUACCGGAGGCACUGCGCACUCUAGAAACCUACCAGCCGUGGAAAAAAAAUGGCGGCAUUCAUGAGUUGUAUGAUGUAGACACAUUAUCCCUCCACCCUGAUCCCUGCCGUAGGCCUACUGUGUUUUUCUUGGACAGUGUGUCCUCUGCAACGGAUGGGAUAAGGAGCGUUUACAGAAAUAUGACCUCCGAGAACUGCACGUUCAGCGACCCGUUAUCUCCAAGGAAGCUUGAACAGAUCAUAGUUAUGUCACACAAGCUUGAUCUUGAUCAGAAACAGCUUCUGGCGCCGCGAAGACAAUGCUGUGAUGUGCUGCCUUCUGCUGCUGGGAAUGUGAUGGAGAUUGCUGUUAGAGAAUGUGGCCAUGAAGAGUUGAUACAUAUGCAUUGAUUUUGGUACAUUAUAGUAAUUUAUUUAAUUAUCCACCAUGUUAGGGGAAACUUGUGAACUAAUCAAGGAUAACUGUCAGAUCUCUCCUGCAUUUUCUUCAAUCAAACUCUUCUUAUUUCUUGGAUUC
Salvia splendens (bonfire salvia) is the source of this 1817-nucleotide messenger RNA. RefSeq lists its product as uncharacterized. Lineage: Eukaryota; Viridiplantae; Streptophyta; Magnoliopsida; Lamiales; Lamiaceae. The record is from RefSeq and is a predicted model, not a curated record. The transcript is spliced from 4 exons. Bases 263 to 1690 code for a protein of 475 amino acids.